AUGUCGGUACCCAAGGAGAGGCUGCUGAAGGUGGCUAAACUCUCAGCUCAGAUUUUUGAUGAAAAUUUUAACCCAACCGGCAUUAGAACAGGAGCUAGUAUCUUGUCGAAAAGAUUGAAAGGUCCAGCUAUCGUAGAUUACUACGGUAACACAGAAUUUAUAAAGCUAAAACAGCUUAACCAAUUGUUCCCAGGUGUGAAAUUUACUGAUGAAGCAGAGGACUACAGAGUACAAAUGGUUGAACAACGGAAACGUAGAGGUAAGGGUGCCCCAACUAAGAAGAACGCGCCCAAUGAUAAGAAGAAGAAACGGUAA
Molecule: messenger RNA, 315 nt
Organism: Eremothecium sinecaudum
Lineage: Eukaryota; Fungi; Ascomycota; Saccharomycetes; Saccharomycetales; Saccharomycetaceae
Gene: RSM27
Product: mitochondrial 37S ribosomal protein mS33
Exons: 1
Coding region: 1-315 (104 amino acids)
Cellular component (GO): mitochondrion
Source: RefSeq, a predicted model, not a curated record